AUGAUCCCGCAGACCUUCAUUACGGUGAUCCUUUAUGCAACUGUGAUGUCAGUGGCCAGCGAGCAAUGCGAAGAUGGCUCAUUGAACCAACAUCUCUGCCAAAAGAAGUGUAAUUUCAGCCAUUGUUCCUGUAAAAUGACAGAAACAACUCCAUUUAGCAGCUGUUCACAAAGCUGCAAUUUUCUUUCUUCGUGUCCAACAAUGACCUGUUCUGGUAAGUAAACAUUGAGAAGUCUAUUGCUUAAGCUGAGAGAAGAAAGCCUUAAAGAUAAGAAAGCAUAAAACGCAUUUUGGUGACUCACUGGCGCUUCACGAGCACUAAAUGUGACCGGCUUCCCAAUCCACCGAUCAUACUCUCUACUCUCAACGAUCUUAAGCCGCCUUUUUUGAUGAUUUUUUUCCUUUACUCAAUCACACUGAUACACUGCGAAAGUUACAGAAAUUGCAUAGUUACAUAAUAAAGAAUUAGGAAAGAGGAAAGAGACGAAGUGCAUCUAACACGUAUAACACAUUUGAAAAAUAUAAUGACCUGACUGUAUAACUGACUAAGGCACUUACCAUUUGUCACAACUGAUUGGCCACAUCAGGGUAGUCCUAAGGAGAAUUUCCUGAUUAAUCAGGACUAUCCAGACAGGUUCGGUUGAUUCCUAAAUGGUAUGAUGAUGGGGUUUAGUCAAGGAAAUUUUUUUAGAAAAGUGACUGAUACUUCAUUUUCAAAAUGACUGGGUUGGCUGGCCAGGUCUGACUUUCCGAAAGUGCCCUUAAUCUGCUUUCAGAAUAGAAAAACCUCUGGGACCAGAGUUAAGAUCGUGGCGAUAACACAGGAAAUAGUGAACGCUCGUUCGCCCGAAAUCACACUUGUUCUACAGGCGAUAACAAGAAACAAGAACUAGCAAUAGAAUAACCCAGAAACAAGAGACACAGGCUAAGCUAUCCUGUAGGAUCACAAAAACGCAAAUUUUCGAUUUCAAUUUCCCUGUGCUAUGUAACAGAAAAGAAGCCUGUUUCCUUUGUAUGCCUAAUUAUCAACUCUCAGUAGUCAAGCUAUCCCAACCAACUCCCGGCCGGUUAAAGUGUUCUGUAAUGACAACUUUAGGUAUAGGUCCUGGCGAUCAAAGCGAAAUUACAGAGGCACCCGAUUAAGACGUCCAAGGGUCAAUUAACUUUGUCGUUCCUUAACCGUAUACCUACUCUUUUUUGCUUGUUGACCACUAAAGGAUAGAGCGUCAUAUGUGCUUGUAGCCGGGUACCCUUGCACGCAUGGCGAGAAGGCAGCCGCUCCCGCCCAAUACUGUCCACGCAGUCUCCCCAUUUAUGUUGGAAUGAUAUACAUGCUACCAUUGUUAUGGAUAGUUGUUACAACGCCAAGAAUAUCGUAUUCAAGUAAUUGUACUUUUAGAUCGUGAACAGGAAAUUGACGUACUUUGCUUCUUACUUCAGGUAGAAAUGCGUGCGCCCAGAAGUGCUUCUUCGGAAUGUGUAAUAUGAACUGUGCUUCCAGUAAGUUAUGCUCCCAGUCGUGCGUAUGGAAGGCAAAAUGUCGUCACAUCAAGUGUUCAGCUUCCACUUGCAACCAGGUCUGCACCAACUGCACCAUGGAGUGCGUCAAAGGAGUAGAAAGAUGUGAUCAGAUGUGCUUAGGAGGAGACUGUCGAAUGGAGUGCUUUGCCCAACACUGUAAGAGGCAAUGUUUUAAAGGAAAAUGUUACUACAUUGGACAGUCACAAAGCAAGGCACCGAUUAUUUAUGGCUGGAUUUGGAUUUUUACAACAGUUGUUUUUAUGCUACUGCUAAAGACCUGA
Porites lobata is the source of this 1802-nucleotide messenger RNA. Lineage: Eukaryota; Metazoa; Cnidaria; Anthozoa; Scleractinia; Poritidae. The record is from the annotation of a GenBank genome assembly.